Molecule: messenger RNA, 1153 nt
Organism: Nothoprocta perdicaria
Lineage: Eukaryota; Metazoa; Chordata; Aves; Tinamiformes; Tinamidae
Gene: SPR
Product: sepiapterin reductase
Exons: 3
Coding region: 1-804 (267 amino acids)
Biological process (GO): tetrahydrobiopterin biosynthetic process
Molecular function (GO): sepiapterin reductase (NADP+) activity
Source: RefSeq, a predicted model, not a curated record
AUGGAGCCGGGCGCGGGGCCGGACUGGGGCCCGGUGGCCUGCGUGCUCACGGGCGCCUCGCGGGGCUUCGGCCGCAGCCUGGCGCGCCUGCUGGCCCCGCGCCUGGGCGCCGGCUCCGUGCUGCUGCUGCUGGCGCGCUCGGCGGCGCCGCUGGCCGAGCUGGCGGCCGAGCUGCGGCGCGGCGCCCCCGCGGCCGCGCUCCGCGUCGAGUGCGUCCCCGCCGACCUGGGCACCGACGAGGGGCUGCGGCGGGCGGUGCGCGCCCUGCACGAGCUGCUGCCCAGCGCCCCGGCCGCCCGCUUGCUCCUCAUCAACAACGCCGGCUCGCUGGGAGACGUCUCCAAAACCUUCGUGGAGCUCGCCGACCCCRACGAGAUCAACAGCUACUUGGCCUUCAACGUCACCUCGGCGCUGUGCCUCACCUCGGCCGCCCUGCGCGCCUUUGGGCAGCGCCCCGGCGCCGCCCGCGCCGUCGUCAACGUGUCCUCGCUGUGCGCCCUGAAGCCCUUCAGGUCGUGGGCGCUCUACUGCGGCGGCAAGGCUGCCCGCGACAUGAUCUUCCAGGUGCUGGCGCUGGAGGAGCCCGACGUCCGCGUGCUCAGCUACGCGCCAGGGCCUCUGGACACAGACAUGCAGCUCUUGGCCCGGACUCAGACCGGGGACGCCGAGAUGCGUGAGCAUUUCCAGGGCCUGCACGAGCGCGGGCAGCUCGUGGACUGCGACGUUUCUGCGCGGAAGCUGCUGCGGCUCCUGGAAGAGGACGCCUUCCCCUCCGGCGCCCACGUGGAUUUCUACGACGCCUGAGCUGCUGUCGCCYCAGCUCUCACCUUGGUGCUUCGCUUUCCACUGCGUCCCUGGGGYCUCUCCAGUGCGGUCACCGCUCCCGAGGUGCCUUGGUGUUCCCAAGGGGGACACACGACAUCCCUGCUUUGCUUUGCCUUCGACCAGAGCCCUGCUUGUGUAUCCCCGGAUUCCCACCCAGGGAUCUCGUGCUGCGGAUCUUGUCCCACCUGGCCAUCCCAUUGGGGUCGCUGAGCCUGGCCCUGGGAAAUGUGCGUCCUAGAAACUUUCUGCUCGACAGCAACGUCCCUGCAAACCUCUUCUGGCUCAGCCCUUCACAUUCUGCAUACCCUGAUCUACAGGCAUUAAAAAU